Messenger RNA from Gadus morhua (Atlantic cod), 3881 nucleotides. RefSeq names its product furin (paired basic amino acid cleaving enzyme) b (gene furinb). The record is from RefSeq and is a predicted model, not a curated record. Gene Ontology annotation, cellular component: trans-Golgi network; Golgi membrane. Gene Ontology annotation, molecular function: serine-type endopeptidase activity. NCBI's taxonomy places the organism in Eukaryota, Metazoa, Chordata, Actinopteri, Gadiformes, Gadidae. Gene Ontology annotation, biological process: peptide hormone processing.
GUCUGCACAGGUUCAGAACCCGCCCUCCAGGCCGGUAGGAUGCAACAAAUUAAGCGCUUGUAUAACCCUUGCCGACUCUGACAUGUAUCCUACUGUAGUCCCUCAUUGCCUUAUACGCCGCUGUAGUUUCAGCCCUUCACUUCAUUGACAUUUUUCCUCUGAUUGGGAUUGAAUAGUCGCUAUACUCACUUGUGUUUUUUCAUUUCGGUUUUAACACCUGCACGGCAGUCGGCAGCAGCGGUGUUUUGCACUACAACAAAAAAACUCAUUGCCUUUAUUAUUACUGAACCCAUCGAUACAAUGGAGCAAUGCAAUGUGUCCUAAAAGUGAACCCCUUCCGCGUGCUGGUGCCGUCCACGGUGGUAGAGCAGAAGAGUUGAGCGUCGCUGCCGGGGAGAAGAUGCUGAGGAGAGCGCACAGCCCACAUCUCCAGGACAAGUAGAGAGGAGGCAGGUCUGGGUAAAGUUCCGAUGCCUUCCCCGCCACAAUAGAAGAGGAUGAGGCGUGUGGUGGAGGAGCUGAUGGUGCUGAUCCUGGUGCUGGAGGUCCCUCGCAUCUGAUGACGGUCGCUGUUCCACUUUGCUGCUGUGAGGCCGAGCGCGUCUCCACCGUCCCUCGCAGGAAGUGAGCGCCGGACGGACAGGAGCAGGACGGACGGACGCACGGACACACCGUCCCUCCCCGCCAUGGGCGCCGAGACGGGCCUGCGGCGGUCAUGGGCGCUGCUCGCCUUCCUGGGGGUGGCGGUGGCUUCCCGGUGGGGCGCGGCGGCGGCUGAGGUCUACACCAACACCUGGGCUGUCCGUGUCAUCGGGGGGGCCGGCGAGGCCGACCGCAUCGCCAGGAAACACGGCUUCGUCAACCACGGAAACGUGUUUGGGGAGUACUACCACUUCAGGCAUCACGGUGUGGAGAAGAGGUCCCUGUCCGGCCAUAGAGGGACCCACGUUCGACUGCAGAGCGAGCAGCAGGUAGUCUGGGCUGAGCAGCAGGUGGUGAAGAGCAGAAGGAAGAGGGAUGUGUUCAAGGACCCCACUGACCCUGAGUUUCCCAAACAGUGGUACCUGUCCAACCCAACUAACCAGGAUCUGAACACCAAAGAGGCCUGGGCAAAGGGAUUCACCGGUCGCGGUGUGGUGGUCACCAUCCUGGACGACGGCAUUGAGAAAGACCACCCAGACCUCCGCAGGAACUACGAUCCGGAAGCCAGCUACGACGUGAACGACGGAGAUGCAGACCCACAGCCCCGCUACACCCAGCGCAAUGAAAACAGCAUGAACCUGACGUGGCGGGACAUGCAGCACCUGGUGGUCCGGACCGCCCAGCCCGGCCGGCUCAGCGCGGCCGACUGGAAGGCCAACGGCGUGGGGCGGAGAGUGAGUCACUCGUAUGGCUACGGUCUGUUGGAUGCUGGUGCGAUGGUGUCUCUCGCCCAGAACUGGACCUCGGUUGGACUGCAACAUCAGUGUGUUCACACCAUGCUCACUGAACCCAGAGAGGUGGGGGUCAAGCUGGUGUUCAGCCGGAGUGUGGACGCCUGCUGGGGUCGUCCGGAGGUCGUGAGCUCCCUGGAGCACGCCCAGGCCCGCCUCACACUCCGCCACCGCCAGCGGGGGAAGCUGGCCAUCCAUCUCACCAGCCCGCUGGGCACCAGGUCCACCCUGCUGUCUCCCAGACCCAAUGAUUACUCCCCAGAAGGCUUUGAGGACUGGUCCUUCAUGACCACCCACUCCUGGGACGAGGACCCCAGAGGUGAAUGGACCCUGGAGAUAGAGAACGUCCCUGCAGAUGGAGGCGAUUACGGUGUGCUGAGUCAGUUCUCCCUGGUCCUGUGGGGUACGGGCCCCAGGGCGGUGAACCCCUCCUCCUCAGACUUCCCCCGGCCGUCCAACAACAGCUGCAAGACCUUCGACGCUCAGCAGAUCUGCAUAGAGUGCAGCCCGGGCUUCUCGCUCUUCCUGCAGGGCUGCGUGAAGCUCUGCCCUCAGGGCUUCACCUCGGCCGCCCAGCUGCUCAACCUGUCCCUGGAGACCUGGGUGGACCUGUCCUCCGUGCAGGCCUGUGUGCCCUGCCACGCCGCCUGCCUCACCUGCUCCGGCCCGGGCCUGUCAGCCUGCCUGUCCUGCCCGGCCCGCAGCCACCUGCUGUUCACCUCCUGCCUGCGCCAGAGCCUGGUGCAGCGCAAGUCCCCGCCCCCGCCCGUCGACACCGCCGCCGCCGCCGCCGCUGCCGCCGCCGGUCUCCGCGGCAACGACGGAGCCUGGCAGGAAGUGGAGAGCUCGGCGGGCAGGGAGGAAGAUGCCGGCGGGGGCGAUGGAGGCCGAGGAGGGGAACAGCCGUCGUUGGGACGUCCCGGGCCGGGGUCGACAUCGACGACAAUGUCGACGACGACGACGACGACUACAACGGCAACGUCCUCCCGGCUGGUGGUCCUGUCGGCCGUGCUGGGCACUGCCUUGCUCGUGUUGGGCUGCCUGGGACUCGUCCUGCUGCUGCUGCAGACGCGGGCGGCCGGGGGGCCCAACGGCGGCGGUCUGCGGACGGCGGAGGCUCCGGGCGGCGGCCGGCUUGGGCUGAGGCUCGGCUGCGACAGGAAGACCAGGGUCUGCUACCGGGGGAUCCCCACCGUGUGGGGGGACAAGGACGGCGGCAUCGCGGGCCCCUGGGAGGGGGAGUCGGACGGGGAGGAGGACCAUAGCGAGAGGACGGCGUUCAUCCGGACGCAGAGCUCCGUCUAGGGCUGGUGGGAGACCAUUGCUGAUGGAAGAGCUUGAAGCAAGGAGGGGAUUCGCCCCGGUUGGUCGCUGAUAGUGGAUCCUCAAAUCACACGGCCGGAUGUGCGCCGCACGAUAGGGACAGUAUGCGGAGAGAUAACCGAAGUUUAGCCCAAACGCGCGGACGCGAGCUGGACAGAGAGCCGUCCCGGCAGCCGCGGAUGCGUACGAAUCAAAGUCAGCGGAGCACACGGCGUUGCUAGCAGGACUAGUGCCCUCCCUGCGCGCUACGAGCUACGAGCUAGCUCGAACCCACAGAGCCGAACCUUCCUGUUCCUUUAGUCGCAUUAUUCAUCAUGAUUUUUAUUUUUUUCAGAGAUUACCCUUAACUGUGUGUUGGUUAUUUUGCAAAAAAAACUGCAUAGAUUUAAAAUGUCAGCGAAAAAAAACAUUGUGUUCUCAGUGUUUUUGUACUUCGACUUCUGCAUUUGCAUCCGAUAUGCGGCUCCCAUCCCGGGGGUUAUCGCGGCGUCGCCUGCGGAGGCCCUUCUGCCCGCUGAAUGUACCAAAUCAAUCCCUCAAAACAACAUCCAGCGCACCGCAGAGAUGAAUUGGCAAUCGCACGUCGGUAAGAGCCACUUAACCAGCUGCGAGAUUCAAGGCACCGUUGAUUGGUUGAUUGCGGAAAAGUGCUGCAAGUGCUAAACGCGUUUAGUGAGCCUCUUCUCUGUUGCUCCGACGGAGAACGUUUUCACUCUUUUUUGUAAGGAUGGGAAGACUGAUCCCGCCGCCCAACCCCGAGACGUGACCUUCUCUGACAGUUUUCUCUAUCGCUGGGAAAAGGAACUUCUGCUCUCUUCCUCCUCCACCCCAUAAAGGCUGUGGUAUCGAUUGGUUUCUGGGUCUUCUCCAAGAGCAUCGCUUCAUCAGGGAAAAUAAGCGAGCUUGUCCGCGUGUUUCAAAUAACCCGGCCCGGCCUGCUGCUGUUCCCGGAGAGUCGUAGUGGGCAGUCUGCUACCACUGGAGGACUGGAUUCACGCCUUGGUGAAUCAGUGUGAACCACUUGGAUUAACGACGUUUCCUAUUGUGGUUUAUUUUCUACGCGUUUUUUUAUUUAUUUAUUUAUUUGACUUGGUAACGGUUUAUAUUGUGCAGGAAAUAAAAGCU